Anarrhichthys ocellatus (wolf-eel) is the source of this 7605-nucleotide messenger RNA. It is a transcript of the gene cp110, whose product is annotated as centriolar coiled-coil protein 110. NCBI's taxonomy places the organism in Eukaryota, Metazoa, Chordata, Actinopteri, Perciformes, Anarhichadidae. The transcript is spliced from 10 exons. The record is from RefSeq and is a predicted model, not a curated record. Gene Ontology annotation, cellular component: centriole. Bases 3289 to 6861 code for a protein of 1190 amino acids. Gene Ontology annotation, biological process: centrosome duplication; regulation of cytokinesis; ciliary basal body organization.
UGUGUGUGUGUGUGUGUGUGUGUGUGUGUGUGUGUGUGUGUGUGUGUGUGUGUGUGUGUGGUCGUGGUAUAUGAAAUAGGAAGAAACACAACUAAGUUUCGGGUUGUGUCAAGUUGAAGCAGAAUAUGAACCUUUCCAGUGCUUGUUAAAGUGUGCGUACUGUAUGUACCGCUGUCAAACAGUAUGUUUCCACCCAGUCUGUACGUCUGUGGUCCUCUUGUUUAAAAUGGAUGUGUACUCUGUAAGCAUAAAUGUGUCAACAUGGUGGCUGCUGUUUAAUAGACAUUUCCAAUUAUGCAAACUGUGGAAGGGCAAAAUUAGAACUCCUGCCACACAUCAGCAGUGACACUUUCGUAGCGGUCACGUCAAGUUGUCUGUUUUAUAUUUGCAGGUACUUGUGUGAUGUGACAGGUUUAAAGACCGUACAUACACAGAGUGUUUAGCAGUUUAUUCUUGGUUAUAAAUGCCAGCUCCAGUUGGUCUCUGUUUUAAAUCUGGCUUAUCAUUGUCACUUAACUAUUAACUGUGAAAACAUAAAAUCAAUUCCAGUUGAGAACAAGGCAAAGUAGCUGUCACGCGAGGCCUGCAGUCAAACUGAAGAAGAUUAUUGUUUUUGUCUUCGAGACGUGAACAUUUUGUGGUUGUUGUAUUUUUCCAGUGUGCAGCUGUGUGUCAGGUCAGGGUGUUAGGUCUUCGAAUCAAAUGAGGUGAUACAUCGCAGACGUUUCUUCCUGAUUUUCACUCUGCAGACAUGAUCAGCUGACCAACGGUGAUCAUCAGCGAUUAUCAGACAGGGCAGCUUGGUGGUUUUUCAUAACAGAGUUUAUGAGCUGGGAAGACACGCUGACCUUAUUUUCCGCUGCCCGUACAGGGGUCAUGACCUCCUGAUGAAAAUACAUCUCUCCUCAAACCCAAGCAACAGCUCUUAAACCACAUCUAUAAAUAUUUUAGAGGCAGAAGGGAGUGGUGGAGACACAUCUGAUAAAACGCUUUCCCACUCCACUUAUCCCUUCCCCUUUUUUACAAAGUGUCUGUGAGUUAACUCAGCAGGCUCUUCCUCAAAAACAUCCAAUUCUUCUAGACGAUGCAAAUCAUUAACUUCUUAUCUUGCUGCUUGGCAAAUUGGUACACAGUCAUUUGGUUGUUUUCCUGUCUAGUGAAUCACGCCACAAGACUCUAAAAGCCCUUUCACCCACCUCCAAAGCCGAUCGAUGAGAGUAAAUGAACCAAGGAUUCCUUUGAUCGUUUGUUUGGUGUUUUCAUCAAUAAUGUUUGUUUAGUACCCCCUUCUGCUCCUCUCUCUCUACUGCCCCGGCCCUUAUCAGUUGCACAGCCUCUAACAUAACAGUUCACAUCAUCAUAUUCACUUAUUUUUAUCUUAUUGUUGUAACAGUCUCCCUCUCUGAUUUUACCCUCGGUAACAUUUGUUUCCCCCAUCAAACCACAUGUGUCCACAGGUGAGCAUUCGGCCAGCUUACUGGUGGGGACAUGUUCGUGUUCUUAAAGUAUCAGUUUAAAAGUGUAGAACAGUAGUGAGCCCUUGUAAUGGGAAAUUCUGUGUUUUGUAAUAUUUCUGUAUGGGGUGUAAUAAAUUAUUCUACGAUAGUACUUUACAUGGGUAAAUACUUAAAAUGUGACAGUCUUUGUAAGUAUUUAUCUUCAACUAAAUUAUUGUACUUUUUUUUUGGCAAUUUGUAGAUACGUAAGUGAUGAUGACAAGGUGUUGGUAAUCAUGAAAUUAACUGUUUCAUCAUCGGUCUGAUGCAUCUUUUAAUUUAUUGAUGUAUAUACUGUAUGUUUGUUGAUAAACAGCUUACUUUAUUUUGUAUAUGACCAAUAAACAUGUUUUGAAAUGGAACAGCUUUUGUGUGUCUUUGGUAAUUGGAAUAUAACAGUUAUAAUUUUAACAUACAUAGUUGUUUAUUAUAUUAUUAUUCACAACCAUAUUAUGGUCUUUCUUUCUGUGCAAUGCAAAUAUACCAUGUUGUUGAUGUUGCACAUGUGUCUUGUUCACUAAAUCAGGAUACACUGGAUGUUUUUUUUGACAAAGAGUGUCCUCAUUCCUAUAAAUGAAAAUAUAAAGAAUCAAUAUAAUUAAACUGACAGGCUUUUAAACGUAAUCUUCAAGUCUGUCCUGCUGUUAAAAAAGACAUAUACAAAUAUCUGUGUGUAAUCUAUUUAUUUGAGAUAUAAACUAAACAGUAUAUACAUAUUCAUCUUGAUAAAUGUGUCUUUUCACAGCAGACAUUUUGACUUGUCAAACCCACGUGUGAUGAUAAUAUUAAUUGCUGCAUUGCAUUGCAAUAGCUUGGGGAACAGAGCUGUAAUGUUUUCGGUUCACCUGCGAUUUUUUCUGCUGUGAACACUUCAAAUGGUCUGCUAUUUGGAGGCACUGACUUUCUCUGAUUUUAAACAAACACUGAUGAAUGACAAUAAUACAUCAUUUUGAGAGGGAAUAAUUGUUUAAAGGAUUAAGAGAACAUGGAAUGUACAUAUUUUAAAUAAUGAAUAAUUCAUUAUUUUAGCACUCAAUUUGUGGGGUGCCAAUAGGCCAAAACUCGAGGCUGAAAUAUACUGCACAAUUUGACCUAUACUUUUUUUAAUCUUCAGUGCUGUCUUAUAAAGGCCACGCGCGUGUUUAGCCGUUCACGUCUAUAGGUGGCAGUGUGAAGUUAUCACCGGCUCCCUUCGUCUUCAACAGCUCUGGAUCCUGUGAAAACAUGGAGCGCGGAGCCAGUUUAAUCAGUAUCAAGACAAGCUUCUCCGCAAUAAGGUUGAAACAUAGAAGGAUGUUUCGAUUUGUUCGGUUGAUUUGAUGUGAUUGUUUGUGAAUUGAAGUCGUGUGUUGUAGUUUAAUUCUUAUAUUCGUUGUUUUUUAAUCUGGUAUGUCCAUAUCCGUGCUGUGGAUCCACUCCGGGUUUUCACAGGUUUCCAAACUGUCGCUUGUGUGUUGCUCCGCGCGGAGAGGCGGGUAAAAAUGUAAACACAGAUCCAUCCUGGUGGAGAUUGUGUUGUUUGGUAGCUCGCUAGACUUUAUUGUAGUUCCAUUUCAUCCAUGAGUAACACUGGAGAGCGGCUCUACUUUUGCUUCUUUUCUCUUCUUUAACUAGAUUUACAUAUUUCCUGUAUUUCAUUAUUAAACGCUAGUAACAACACCGCUAAACCGUUAGCUAGCUAGCAGCUCAACAGCUAACGUUAGCAAAACUUAAUCGAUCAAGAUAUCGUUAAUAUAUUAAAGUUAGUUGGUCCUUAAACUGUCGACUACCGACCCCACCCUAAUGCCACUUGAUGGAGGACUACGACCGGUUUGUGCAGCAUCGCCUCUCCCAUCUGAGGACAAGUAAGGAGGAACACCAUACACCUCGAGCUGCUUCUUCUCUGAUCCGCUUCUAUGGACGAUCCAUCCUUCCUCCUCUGCUCUCCGGGACGCAGAGAGAGGAGAUGCAGCAACACAGAGAGGCAGCGCAGAGAGCUGCUGUCCACACAACGUUAAAGGAUGAUUCAAGAAUGGCCUACGUUCAAACUAUCCUACACAGUGUUCAGCUGAGGAAGAUGCCAACACUAGAAGAGUUGCUUCAAGAGUCUGAGGUUAACACAACAUCUUCAUAUUCCCAUAACACCAUCGGUGGAGCUGCGUCACAGAGAAAUGUGUUCGUAGGAACAAGUGGUAGUCUUUUGCGCUCACCACCACCCGGAAGGAAAGAACAGGAUGGUGUUUCUCUUCAUCCGUUGACAUCAACUACAUGUAGUGCCUUCUUUGCCUCAGUGACACCUCAGCAAAGUGAGCAGGAAGGAUGCCUUAUUGAGCAACCUUACAGCCAGCCGGGAUCACAGCCAAUCCACCAGUCACCAUCUUCUGGUCAUGUGACCUACAACAAUGUUGAGAACACCACCGGUGUUUCUGGAAGGAUUGAUGCAGAGAGAGGGAGCCCUGGCUUUGGCUCCUCAGAGGAAGCUUAUUGUUAUAAUAAUAACAAUAAUAUGGGGGGCUUUUUCCUUCACAACACCUCAAACACAAUCGCCAAGAUGCCGGAUAUUAUUAACUACCCGCCCAUAGAUGGAGAGGAAUUGGAAAGGAGUGGUCUGGAAUCAUCCUUCUGUAAUAACUUAAUAGUUGUAAAAGACAUUUGUUGCACCUUGCACCAGGAGGAUUCAGUCAUAUGUGAGCCUUCACCAGUCGAGAAAUCUGAGAGCACAGAGGGUGGAGAUGAGCUUCCCUUUAGCACAGUACUCGACGUUGACAAAGAUCACUAUGUGGACACGAUUGAGGGCCCAGUCUCAUCAUCAGAAAACAGCGGCCUUACAGACACUCUAGAGUUAUCACAGACGUUAAGCACUCAUCACAGUCCAACAGCAGAGUUGCAUAUUCAGCACGACUCUACAGAAUCCGAGCCAGCGGACAACCAUGUCGACGAAGCGACGCCAUCGGAGGAGCCUUAUCGUCUGAGCCUCCAGGCCUUGCUGAAGAAAUCUCAGGAGUAUCGGCAGUGCCAGCGGAUGCUUAGGAACCACGCCAAGAACACUAGAAUUCAGGAGAGGACCCAAGAACAGACGAGGGCGGAGGAGCAGAGCCUCUCUGAUAAGGAGAAUGACGAGUUCCCUUAUAAUAGGACCGUGACCACAGAGGGGAAGAAAACUCCAGAGAGGAAAGGCACUUUUAUCCCGUCGGAGGAAACGUCGGCAAAGAGAUCUUGGAAAAAUGAGAGGACGAUUGAGAGUGAGUUUUUCGGGGAAAAGUCCAACUUUAACUCUGAAAGCACACAUUUAACCGGAGAUGGACAUACGAAGGAAAUUACUACUGUUGGGGAGGAAACAAUCUUCAAAAAUAAUAAACUGAACAUUUCACAAGAGGUCAUAACAGAGCCCAAACAAAUCAGCACCGUCCUCCUGCGACCGCCCACAUCGUCCGUGACCUCGCCUGUUCAGGAAGCCUUUUACUUGACCACCUGUCCCGCAGCUUUUUAUAACGGUGUAGGGAAAUAUCACAGUAUCCCAGCCCCCAAUUUCUGUAGGAGUCCUGUGCACUGCAAGAGCAAAGGCAGUAUCCAAGAUGGAGAAACUCUUAAUGGGGCCAAGACCUCGAAGGAGGUUUUUGUCAAGACUGGUUUGAUUGAAGAAGUGAACCUGGCACGUAACAGCAGUCCCACAGCAGUUCCUCCCGCUGUGAAUCUCAUGGUUGAAGGUGAUGUUACAAGUCUUUCAGCCAAGAAUUCACAGCACAUAGAUCAGCUCGAGUCCAACCUGUCCAGUCUGAAAGUACUGAUCUCGGAUCUGGAGUCCACACUGACAGAAAACAUGGAGAACCAAACUGAGAGCAACACUCAAAGAGAGUUAAGUUUGAAAGGCAUCAAGCACUCGCGUCAACAUGAUGAUGAUGAUGAUGAUAGCAAUGAUGCAGAGCAACACCAAAGGUACGGAGAGUGGCCGGGAGGACGAUCAUUAGACAAUUUCACUAAAAUGAAGGAAGAUACAGGAGCUGAACUGAGCCGUUGUGACACAGACGAUGUUCCUCUCAUAGAGCUCACGCUAGUCAAAACCUUAGCUACAGAGAGAGGAAAGGAGAAGAGAUGUAAAGAAGGACUUACAAAGACUGAUGGACAUCAUGGCGGCAGUAGAAGGCCUACAGCUAAAUGCAUCCUCUCUGUAACACAGCGGCUGCGAAUUCCUGAUGUGUUCAGAAAGGUUCCAUCCGCGGCUUCGCAUAACGUCUCGGUGCUUUCGGAUACCAGUAACCGUCCGGCAGAGAGUAGGAGUGAGACGGUUGGAGACGGUCACGACUCCACCCGGUCCCCGUCUCUCAACCAGUCGUAUGACGUGGACGCACCGUCGGGCCUGUGGCUCCGCGACGGGUCGGGAUCCGACACGGGCUCAAAAGGUCAUCUUGUUCAGGAGAAACGUCUCACGCCAGAGAGCGGGGGGGAGGGUCAGGGCGGGACAUCCAGGGUGAAACGGAGGCUGCUCAUGCACAUGACGGAGGAGACACGGGACGGGAGUUCAGAUCCCGGCAGAGGAGCAGGCUCCGUGGUCAGACCCAACUCCAGCACUCCCAGAGCUGCCGUGCCGCGGUACGGAGGCCGUAGCAGUCGAGGAGACAAGCAGGAGGAACUGAAACAGGCCCACGCCGCUCAGGUCAGAGCCCUGCAGGAUGAGCACAGGAGACAAGAAGAAGAACUGCUGCAGGCAUUGGCAGUGCGUUCCCGCCGCCUCCAGAGCGUGUCCUUUCCUUGCUCCAUGUCGAGCUCACAUCUUGGGGACACGUUGACCUUUUCUGCCCUCUCUCAGCCCUCCAGCCCGCUGUCGGAGCACUACCACCCCCUGCUGGCAGCAGCUGUGAAAGGCUUUCUGGCUCGCAGGCUGCUGAAGACCGAGAGAGUGGCGCAGCUGGUGCGCACCACCAGGGACACACAUCAGCUCCUGCUGGCCCUCCAGCAGCAGAGCCCUGGCAGAGGAGAGUUUUCUAGCAGACAGGAUCUCUUAUUGCAGGAGAGAGUCACUCUGCAGCUGCGCGCUGCGCGUUACGAGGUCUACGACAUCUUCUUCAGCCUGUCAGCCGGAGAGAGGAUGCAGCUGAUCCGCUGGGACAGAGAGCUGGCCAAGGAGAGAGAGCUCAGACGACAGAGUGGGAACGCAGGCCAGUCCAGAGGAAAGAGUUCUCUGUCAACUGCAACACAAAAGUCACUGGAGCGAAAGAGAGGAAUGAUGAUCCAGAAAAAGGCAGCAGAAAGGCACACGGGAGCUUUGACGAGGACCGGACACAAUACUGGACUCUCUGCCGAGCAGCCGCCUGAAACCAAGCGAGGACAGUUCAGAGCAAAUCCUCAGAGGGUCCCCAAGAGCACUUACUCCUCCAGACCCCGAUGACACUUUCCUAAUUGGCCCCAGUGAGGACUCCUAAUAAGGUCUCUUGCGAGUACCUAAAUAUUGUAUAACUAUAUUGUGCUUUUUACAAUCUACAACCAGGGUAUAAUAGAGUGAUGGCAGUUCCACUCUUCCACAACAGACUGGUUUCACAGUGAGUGGAUGCUCGGGUUGGGAUAAAACAUCACCACAGCUGCUCUGUCACUAACGAGUCAGGUCUGCUUCCAGUAGUUUUCAGUAGUGACGGGUUGAGAGGUCGGCAUGAAGUAAGCCACGGCCAUGAGCCAGCAGGCACAAUACCAAGACUCGGGAACCAAAAUACCUAGUGGAAUGCAGCCAUGAUUGAAGUUAAUAAUCACACCUCAAAAUGUGUCCUGUGAAAAGGGUUUUGUUAAUCGGAGUAUUUGUUCAGCUGCUGGUGUUUUUCCAUUUGUCUGAUGUUAAAUCUCUGCUUUGAGGAUGGACUUGUGCCUCAAAUUGAUGUUCCCAGUUCAUUGCCACCAAAAACAGACCAUCUCCAGAUGUAUUGGCACAUGUUAACUCUGUUAAUAUGAUAUUUACUGAUUUCUUUGAAGGACGGAGGAGGAGUGCUCACUUUUACAGAAAUGUUAAUAGAUCUCAGUGUUACUGCGAGUCUGCUGUCUUGACAUGUAAACACAUGUAAAAAAGUUUAUUCUUACAGACUUUGGAACUGUUUUGUAUGUUAUUUAUUUGUAUGUUGAUGCUAAUAAAUGUUUCUUAACUCUU